GUCAAACGCGCAGUGGGGAUCUGCCGCCGCGGUACGUGGUGGAAAGUCUCCUCGACUCCAGUUCUUAGCUUCAGCACAAAGACUUUAAGCCUAGGCUGUCACGUGACCCGUCCCUUCAUAACAUACUAAGGUUUUAUACCGUUAUGUCAAUGUGAAGCUCCUUAUCGUCAGUUGUAUUCCAAUGCACUGACUGAUCGGAUUUCGGAACACGCAUGUUGAGAAAUUAGUUUUCACAGAGAUGCCAGAAGAAACAGCACAAACGCUAAGCCCCCAAGGAGUUCCGUACAAAGAUCUUCCACAUAUUGUUAACGAAGAUGGACAGUACCUGUUCUGCAAGUCGUGGGAGCCUAAGGGUCAGCCACGAGCGUUGGUCUUCGUCGCACAUGGUGCAGGAGAGCACUGCGGUCGCUACAGCAACUUGGCCGAGAUGUUAACAGAACAUUCCAUGCUGGUGUUCACACAUGAUCACGUGGGCCAUGGACAGAGUGAGGGGGAAAGGAUGGUCAUCUCAGAUUUUCACAUCUUCGUCAGAGACGUCUUGCAGCAUAUUGACAUAAUGAAGAAGUCUCAUCCAGGCCUACCUGUAUACAUUCUUGGACAUUCCAUGGGAGGAGCGAUUUCCAUUCUAGCAGCCUGUGAUAAACCAAAUGACUUUGCAGGAGUGAUACUAAUAGCACCAAUGGUUAUCAUGAAUCCAGAGUCAGCGACUCCUUUCAAGGUCUUUCUGGCCAAGCUUCUUAAUCAUUUACUUCCAAGUCUAACUUUGGGGCAGAUUGAUUCAAAAUGGGUAUCACGAGAUCAAAAAGAGGUUGAGGAUUACGAAGCUGAUGAGCUCAACUACCGAGGUGGGUUGCGGAUCUCCUUUGGGAUGCAGUUAAUGAGUGCCACCACAAAGAUUGAGAAAGCCCUACCUGAUAUUUCAUGGCCGUAUUUGCUGCUCCAUGGAACAGGAGAUAAACUUUGUGAUAUCAAAGGGUCGCAGCUCUUUUUCGAAAAAUCGCAGAGUGUGGACAAAACUCUAAAGGUUUAUGAAGGAGCUUAUCACGCUCUGCACAAGGAAGUUCAAGAAGUCGCCAAUGCUGUCUUCAAGGAGAUCAGCAGCUGGAUUAUCCAACGGUUGCCACAAGGCGAGGAAGUUCAGUCUUAAAAUGAAGGAAACCACAUGCAGUCGCACUUUGUUAAAGGCUGAGGAUGCUCUUUCUAGAUGAAGGUUUACUAUUUUCUGGCAUUAAUAAUCAGGCAGCUAUUUGCAACCCUUUUGGAAAUCAAACUAACAUGAUCCUAGUCUUAAUAAGAAUGAAAUACAAUGCCUAUGUCAAGUAUUCACCAUCUUGAAUGUGUUCCAGUUGUUCAUAUUUUUAACAGUUGGGAUUGGAUUGUGGACAUUAAUUUGAAUCGCCUACUCCAUACUUUAACAACGCUGAUCUUGGUUAGGUAAGUUGGAUGCACCUUUACAGCUGGGCAUCCUUUAAGAUACAUUUGUCACAGGCCUUCCUAUCUGGAUCAAAACAUAUUCAUGCCUUCGCCUAAGCAGGCUGUUUCUUUCCUUAAAGGUCUUUAAGGAACAUUGGUGAGCAGCAGUCAUUCCGUUGAUUCUUAAUGGUCUUGUUUGUAGACGUUUCAUACACCUUCGUGUUUUGCUCCUGUACCAUUAAUGUCUUGUUUUGGCAGUAUGCAAUUUUUAAGAAUUUGCCUGCAUUCAGGUCCAGUUGGCCUUCUCCCCUGACCUGACAUGGCUCCUUGUUCCAACACAUCAAAACGUGUGUUCAGGGAGGGUGAAUACUUCCCAAUAUGCAUUGUAAAUGGGUUGUGUAGGUGGUGUUUAAGGCUGAUUGUAAGAUAAAGUGGCCUGUAGCAAUUUGGCCAAAAAAGCAUAAAUCUGUGUGUGACUUUUCAUUGUUUAGUACAUGUAGGUGGAUGAAGGAUAUUUUAUUAUUUGGGAGAGGGAUAAAAUAAAAUGUAAUAAACGUUUAGGGUUACUAAUGGUGUGUGGGUUCAGAAGACAACUUUGACUUCUGUAAAUGUUUGAAGAACCUUCACUAUAGCUGUGUUUUAAGCAACCUAUUGACCUUCUAAAACAAGAAAGUGCUUCUGUAGAAAGCAAAGAUUCACGCUUCACACAGCAAUAAUAUGUCGUAAUUCACUAAGAGCAUGACAGAUUUUUAAAAAUAUUUUAGCAAAUAGCUUAGAUAGAUAGGAUUGCUUUAAUCUAUCAUGCUUUACAGUUGUGUCAAAUGCUACCCAACAUGCCACACAUCAUUGACAUGGUCUAAAUAAAGGGCAGGAAAAGGACAAGAUCAGUUAAUAUCAGGGGAUAUACCACUGGGAGCAAUUUGAGUCCCGGCUUUUUAUUUUGCUUCACUUAGUAACAGUAGACUACAAUUAUGUUGCAUAUCUGUGAUUAAAGGAGUCUCCACUUAUCCACACAGACUAAACAUUCAUUAAACUGUUGUCAGUUUUUUGGAUGUAUUCCCAUGAUAUCCCCUAGACCUGGCUGCCCCACUCUAAAAUGAAGGGACCUGCUAAAUCGGCCUUAAUGCUGACAUCGGCCAUCUUCUCAUCUGCACGUAGAGUAUGGCGAGCACAGCACCGGCUCAUCGUGUUUGCUCCCAGUUAUUGUACUGUUUCCUGUCAUAUCAUCACAGCAAGAAACGGCCAGCGCCAGAGGAGCACACUUUCAUUUUCAGAAUUAAACAAAGAUACAUAAAUAGCAAUAGUGCUAGCAUAGCCCCUCGAGGCACGGUGGGCAAUACACUACAGGAAGACACAUAAACCUAGGCUCAGACAUUGUACUGUAUGUAAAAAUGGUUUUAGACAUAAUGCAUCACUUCCUGUUUUUAUCUUGGUGAACAUUUCAAAUAUAAUGUAACUUGCUAGUAUGUGUAUUUUAUUCAUUUUUGUGUAAUCAGAAUAUUUAUUGAUACACUUUUCAAAAUGUGCAUCAUGAGCUCUUGUUUUGGAAGUCACAGAGGAAGCUACACCCAGAAAUAUUUGAACUGAAUUGCUCUCCUUUCAGUGUAUGAACUGUCCUUGUGAUACAACUCCAUACUUCCAACCGUCACCACUUUUGAUAUUACUUAUCUGAAGUUUGCCGCUCAAUACAUCAGUUAUCAUGUACUGUAUGACAUCCUCAUUGUCCGUUCUCUUUUCAGGCUAGCGCUGACUGAUAUUGUUUUGGGUAAGAAAAAACACCCCUACAGCUUUUGUUUUAGUAAUGCCUUACUAUCAGAUUACAGAGUUUUAAAUAAUCAAUCAAAAGCAAUAAUAAUUUGAACUCUGUAUUUAAUAUUCUGUUAACGUAUAGGUAAUUCCCUAAUGGAUCCAAACACUUUGUGCAAAGCCAAUCCAUAUGAGACUGUUUGAAAAGAAGAAGUCAGGCUCCUUCUUUUCUUCUCUGGUGAUCAUUUAUCGGUGUAGAAAUUUAAAGGAAGAAUUAGUGAAAUCUUAAACAGGAAAGUAUAACUUAACCAGUCUGAUAAAAUAUUUGUCUCAGCGUAGAGGUGGGACAGCUUUCCUCCAACCCAUUCAGCGGCCUUCCUCCUUGAACGUUAGCUUGUGCCUGGACCCUUUCCUCGCUCAUCAGCCACAGGUCAAGUGCAUUCGCAGGCUGAAGCCUUUAGAUGGUUGGGGUACGCAUUUAGGGAAGUGUAAUUGUUAAAAUAUGUCAUAAAACCUUUUGGUGAAGUAUGUGAUUCUUCAGUUAAAAGCCAACUUACUAUAAUUGUGAAGUGCUUUUUUUUUAUUGCUCGCGUUAACCACCAUCAACCAAUGAGAAUGUCCAGGUUUUACAUUGACUAAUUACAAAUAGGAAGGAUGCUUUAUGUGUGCUUAUUGUUAAGCACGUUUGCUUUUUGUUUUAAAAAAGUAAUUUGUCGUAACCUUUAUGUAGGGGUGUUUGUCAAAAAGGCAGUCUCUAAACAUUGUUCACGUUUUUCCAGUUUUAUAGUAGAACAGUUUUUGCCGGCCACAUGCAACCCAGUUUAAUAAGAUUUCUACACGUUGCUAAAGAGUUGCCAUUUCUAUCGUGAGACAUACAACACAACACGCAGGCUUGUCUCAUUCAACUGUUUGUUGCCAAGUGUGUAGAAGUCAAACGUGUUAGCUGUGAGGACUUCAGCAUGUGAUUGUGAAUUAAUAAUGUCAAACAUUUAGCUCCACUGUAUGUCUGACCAGGACAAAGCCUGCACCUCUCAUUCAUCGUCGAGUUUUACAUGAAGUGGAAAUUGUUAGUUGAGGGAAACACAAAACGCUUGGAUAGAUGGCUAAGCUAAAGAUUCUGAGAGAAACUGCAGAGGUUUGUGGAUAGGUGGCACAUGUUUAUAUUCUGUAUUUCUUACUAUAUUUCUUAAAACAUGGUGAAAUGUUCAUAUUUAUAAUGCAAAGUAUAAAUAUAUGUACUUUAUUUAACAUGUUAGUAUAAAGAUUAUAACAUAUUUUAAAGGUCAUUUAUAAGAAUGUGAAAUUGUUUAAUUUUGGAAGGACACAUUGCUAAUAAAUCAAUUCACUGA
Molecule: messenger RNA, 4508 nt
Organism: Polypterus senegalus (gray bichir)
Lineage: Eukaryota; Metazoa; Chordata; Cladistia; Polypteriformes; Polypteridae
Gene: mgll
Product: monoglyceride lipase
Exons: 8
Coding region: 239-1147 (302 amino acids)
Cellular component (GO): membrane
Molecular function (GO): lipase activity
Source: RefSeq, a predicted model, not a curated record